Cydia amplana is the source of this 3253-nucleotide messenger RNA. RefSeq lists its product as uncharacterized. The record is from RefSeq and is a predicted model, not a curated record. The transcript has a single exon. The coding region runs from base 11 to 3253 and encodes 1080 amino acids. NCBI's taxonomy places the organism in Eukaryota, Metazoa, Arthropoda, Insecta, Lepidoptera, Tortricidae.
CAGUGUUAUAAUGUCGAUUGGAAAGUUGCAAGUGUUACAACCGUUUGAUCCAAGCGCGGACGAUUGGGCGUUGUAUGUGGAUAGGUUAGAACAAUAUUUCAUCGUGAAUACCGUAACGGAGGAAUUGAAAGUCCCUACGUUAAUUACAGUGAUGGGCAGUGCAAGUUACGAGUUACUAGUGACAUUGUGUACGCCGGACAAGCCGUCAACAAAGAAAUUUGAAGUGUUAAAAGAACUGAUGACUAAUCAUUUACAGCCUAAAAGGAGCAUAAUGGCGGAACGUUACAAAUUUCGUCAACGAAUACAAAAAAAAGGCGAGUCGUUGGCUGUCUAUGUCGCGGAUUUAAAGAAGUUGACUAAAUAUUGUGACUUUAAGACUGAAUUGGAAAAUAAUCUGCGGGAUCAAUUCGUGUGCGGCAUAGCGGACGAUACUAUUAGGCAGAGGUUGUUCGUAGAAGACGGGUUGACAUUCGCCAAGGCCUGGAAGUUGGCGGUUGCCAUGGAGGCCGCAGAGAAAGACGCAGCGGCAGUCGAUAGUAGGACGCGCGGCACUGGUAAAGAGGUCGUGGAAGUGCUAUACGCAUCGGCCAGCGGGGCCAGAACACAGGGCUCGUCGGGGCCCUGGAGGGCUAACGGGGCAAACCAGGCAGCGGGGCGCAGCAAGGCGGCGUCGCAGGCAUGGGGCGGACGCGCGCAGGCGAAGCCGGCGCCCGUGGCGGGAGCGGCAGGAGCGCCGCGCGGUCGCGAUCAGGGCCAGUGUCGUGCUUGUGGCGGCAGUCAUGAUGCGGCGACUUGCAAAUUCCGCAUUUAUUCUUGUCGCGUAUGCAUGCAACAAGGUCAUUUAAAGAAGAUGUGUCCCCGACUACAAACCGGAGCGAGGGUGCAUGCGUUGGAUGCAAAUGAGGAGGAUGAGGAGGAGUUGUUGAACGAGGUACCAUUUAACGCUUUAUCUGUAGGCAAUUUAAGUCGUUAUAAACCGUUUAUGAUGACAUUGGACGUUAACGGAAUAUGUUUAGAAAUGGAAGUUGACACCGGUAGUGCCAUUUCAUGUAUAAGUCUAGAAUGCUAUCAAAAAUUAUUUAAACAUUUACCUAUUUUAACACCUAAUGUAUUACUCAACUAUUACGCAGGAGGAGGUUUUCGCCCAUUCGGUAGAAUUACUCCAAUUGUUAAAUAUAAAAACAAAGAGAUAUCUUUAGAUUUAUUUGUUAUAGAUGGGGGCAAAAACCCAUUGUUAGGUAGACAAUGGCUGUACGAAUUGACAAUGGGUUUGGAGCAAUUUAGUUGUAAUAAAAUCGAUACCAAAUGUGAACUUACUAUGGAUUCAUUGAUUUCUAGGUAUAAGGAUGUGUUCGCGGACGGGCUCGGGCGGUACACGGGCGGCCCGGUGGCGCUGCGCGUGCGCUCGGGCGCCGCGCCGGUGUACAUGCGCGCGCGGCCGCUGGCGUACGCGAUGCGCGCGCCGGUGGAGCGCGCGCUGGACCAGCUGCAGCGGGACGGCAUUAUCACGCCGGUUGAGACGUCAGACUGGGCCACGCCGAUAGUACCGGUAGUCAAGCGUGAUGGAGGUAUUCGCAUUUGUGGCGAUUAUAAAUUAACACUGAACAGAUGUUUAGAAAUUGACCGUUUUCCCUUGCCUAGAGUUGAGGACCUGCUUGUCAAAUUACACGGGGGGGAAACGUUUUCAAAAAUUGAUUUGUCUCAAGCUUAUGCACAAUUCGAGUUGGACGAGGCAUCAAAACCUUAUACCGUAAUCAACACGCAUAAGGGCUUGUAUAUGUAUAAUAGGCUAAUCUAUGGGCUAUCAUCGAGUCCGGGGAUAUUUCAAAGGAAACUGGAACAACUUUUUGCAGACUUACCGCGAGUAGGCGUGUUUCUUGAUGACGUAAUUAUAACGGGCGUAGACAGGGAGGAUCAUUUGCGUACAUUACAUCAAGUGCUAGGACGCCUCGAGAAAUUUGGGUUGAAAGUAAAGAAAGAAAAAUGCUCAUUCUUCGCGGAAUCGGUGACUUAUUUAGGGUUUCGCAUUAGUAAACAAGGGGUUCACACGUGUCCGGAAAAGAUUAAAGUCAUUAAGGACAUGGCGAUACCGGCCAAUGUAACCGAGCUUCGCUCAUUCAUAGGAAUGAUUAUGUACUAUGGGAAAUUUGUUAAGAAUAUAAGUAUGACGUUAACACCAUUGUACAAGUUAUUAAGGAAAGGCGCGUCGUUUAUUUGGACCAAGGAGUGUUCGGAAGCGUUUAAUGCCGUCAAGCGUUAUUUGGUUUCCAGUUCGGUUUUGGCGCACUAUGACCCUGAACUUCCGUUAUGUUUGACUACGGAUGCGAGUUCGAGCGGCGUCGGGGCUGUGAUUUCUCACCAGAUGCCAGAUGGAACGGAAAGGCCUGUUGCGUACGCGUCCAGAGUGCUCAAUGCGGCGGAGGUAAAUUAUUCUCAGAUUCAAAGAGAAGCCUUGGGAAUUGUGUUUGGUAUAAAAAAAUUCCAUCAGUACCUGUACGGCCGAAGGUUUUUGCUAAGGACCGAUCAUAAGCCGUUGGUUUCCAUAUUCGGAGAUAAGGGAGGUAUUCCAGCGAUGGCCGCAAGCAGACUACAAAGAUGGGCGGUAAUUUUAUCGGGUUACCAGUAUGACAUAGAAUACGUGCCUACGGACAAAAAUGGAGCUGACGCAUUGUCCAGGUUACCAGUGGGGAAGCAGGCAGCGGACAGGACAGAGGUAACAUAUGUACAAUUCGUGCAGGAUUUCUUACCAAUUACUAGUGAUCAAGUCAGAACCAAUUUAAAAACAGAUGAUCUACUGAGAAAAGUGGUUAUGUAUUUGCAGUCAGGUUGGCCAGCAAAGUGCGACGAACCAGAGCUGCAGCCGUAUUGGGUAAGGCGUCACGAACUGUACUCAGAAGCAGGAUGUAUCAUGUGGGGCUACAGAAUGGUGAUACCCACGACAUUAAGAUAUGACGUUCUUCGUGAGCUACAUAUAGGCCACUUUGGAGUUGUCAAGAUGAAAAGUCUUGCCCGGAGCUAUGUUUGGUGGCCCGGCAUCGAUGCUGAAAUCGAGAAAACGUGUCGGGAAUGCACCACAUGCGCUUUGGAAGCACCGGCCCCAGCCAAAUCUACACCCCAAGCUUGGCCAUAUCUCGAGGAAGUUUGGAGUAGGGUGCAUAUGGAUUUCCUAGGUCCCUUAAACGGCAUGACCUAUUUAGUGGUCGUGGAUUCAUCGUCCAAGUGGAUCGAAGUAAAACAAAUGACGAGAAAAUGA